This is a messenger RNA of Ostrinia furnacalis (Asian corn borer), 4621 nucleotides long. It is a transcript of the gene Hydr1, whose product is annotated as abhydrolase domain containing Hydr1. The record is from RefSeq and is a predicted model, not a curated record. Gene Ontology annotation, molecular function: monoacylglycerol lipase activity; acetylesterase activity. NCBI's taxonomy places the organism in Eukaryota, Metazoa, Arthropoda, Insecta, Lepidoptera, Crambidae. Gene Ontology annotation, biological process: medium-chain fatty acid catabolic process; medium-chain fatty acid biosynthetic process. The transcript is spliced from 7 exons. The coding region runs from base 180 to 1367 and encodes 395 amino acids.
CAUAACUGCUGUCAUUGUCAUCUGUGUGCUUGCAGCAGUGAGUGAAAAGAAAAGAAACAGUCGGCAUCAUGUGUUAGUGUAGAUUUAGGCAUUUGUCUUGUUUAGAUUUAUUUUACUAUCUAGUUGUUACUUUUGGUAAACUUUAACUUUAUUUUGGAAUUGUUUAAUACAUUUUAAGCAUGUUUGGUUUGUUUAUGUACAUUUUUGAGGUAAAAAAAGAAGUUUUGGUGGGCCUAUCACUAUCCGUAAUAUACCUAACCUACUAUCUAGUGGAAGCUGUCAAGAAACCUAUACUGAUAUGCCGAAAAGGUGAAUUUCGUGAAUUCCUAGAAGAGAAUGUGCCGUUAUUGAACGAGCAUUACUGGCCCACACCCUGGUGUCUGGAGUCACGCUUGCAGACAGUCAUCGGGUCCGUGCUACGUACUCGACUGCUGCCUGCAGUCAAAUAUCGCCGGGAGAUACUGCAGCUGUCGGACGGCGGACAAGUGGCGCUGGACUGGGCGGAGGGCGCGGAGGGUGCGGCGGGCGCGGGCGGCGAGGGCGCCGUGCUGCUGGUGCUGCCGGGGCUGACGGGCGACUCGCGCGCCGACUACGUGCGCUGCCUGGCCGCCGCCGCCGCCGCGCUGGGCGCGCGCUGCGUCGUGUUCAACAACCGCGGGCUCGGCGGCCUGCCGCUCACGACGCCGCGGCUGUACUGCGCCGUGAGCCACGCGGACCUGGCGGAGGUGGUGGCGGCGGUGCGCGGGCGCGGGCCGCUGCUGUGCGCCGGCGUGUCGCUGGGCGGCCUCAUCCUGGGCCACUACCUGGCCGAGCACGGCGAGCGCUCCGGCGUGGACGCCGCGCUCGUGGUGUCGUCGCCGCUCGACGUCGUCAAAGGCUCGGAGUGCAUCGAGCGGCCGCCGCUGAACGCGCUGCUGUCGUACCACAUGGCGCGCAACCUGCGCAACACGCUGCGCGCGCACGCGCCGCUGCGCGCCGGCCCGUGGGACUGGGCCGCGGUGCAGCGCAGCCGCUCCGUGCGCGAGUUCGACGCCGCCUUCACCACCAAGCACUUCGGCUUCGGAUCGGUGGAAGCGUACUACCGCGCGGCGACACUGCGCGAUAAGUUGUCGAAAGUCCGUGUGCCUCUGUUGUGCCUAUGUGCUGCUGAUGACCCUUUCCAGCCACUCGAUGCGAUUCCCGUUCGCGAAGCCGAAGAGAGUCCGAGCGUGGCCCUGCUGGUGACGGCUCGAGGCGGGCACAUCGGCUUCCUCGAGGGCUGGUGGCCCACCAGCGCGCCGCCCAGCCACCACUACAUCGCGCGCCUGGCGCAGCAGUACUUCGCGGCGCUGCUGCGGCGCCCCGGCCGCGACCCCGCCCUCUCCUAGGGAGCGCCGCAAUACGCAUUCUUGUGCAACCGUAUCGGAAUGCCGUUUAUGAGGAUGUGCUCCGAAUGAGGGCUAUCGUUUUUAUACUUAACAGUUGGCACCCCUGGCGAUAGACUGGACCUUACUCUACAGUGGCGCCAUCUUGAUGAGUGCAAAUGCGAUAGUCCUCCUACCACUUUAGCGCUCACCAGUUGGUGCCACUGUGCUAACUGGUGAGCGCUAAAACAAUAGCCCUCAUUCCUCUUCGGAGCAACUCCUCGUCAUCGCUGUACACUUGGAAUUCCGCGCCCCUGACUCGUUCAUACAAAGUAUUUUAGAAAUAUUGAGGGCCUACCGCUGUGAGCGACGAUUUCUAUUUAAUGCAUCUGUUGAUAAGACCAUACUGAGAGCUGAUUGCGGACCGGACGCAAUAUAAAUGAAUUAAGGGCGUAGUUUAUCCAUUGCGAACAACAAUAAUAUUGUGAUAUCAUAGUUUAAGGGUUUGAAGUUCGAGACUUCGUCUCUUGGGUGUAAGUUGCGUACGCUGUUAAAGAAACGAUCCUGUACAAAUAAUGUUGGUGAAUAAUCAAAUCCAGCAGUAAUUUGAUUAUGCCUCUCGGUUCUUGAAUAUUUCAUGGUUUAGUGUAUUCUGGAAUUUGAGGAGAAUACACCCUUCUUUCAAAGAUUUGUUGUUUUCACACAAACACUUUUUGUCAGUAGCUGAGAUGCAUAAUUAAAGCAUUCGUUUUUAGACGGUAGUCGGUAACUUUUAAGUAAGCUUAAAAUGAUUCCAUAGUUUAUCAUAAAAAUAAAAUUCGAUACUUCGACAUGAUGCCAUACAAUAAGUUGCUGAUACCGUCCAUGGCAAAACUUAAUGAUAAUAAUUAAAUAAAAAGAGUUAAUAUUAUAUGGAAUUACGAGCCGCUCUUCUUUUCAUCUGUUUAAAAUUAAGUACUUUUACGCCCAUAUUCACAAACAUUACUAUGAGGUCUCACGGGGCGCGUAGACAGGGUGGCACAUGAACCAAUCGCAGAGCCCUAUUCAACUCUGUGCGUUCGAUUUGCUGCUUUACUUAAGCAUCAUCGUUUGUGAAUACGGGCGUUAAAUUAGCGUUAUGAAUCACGCACAGGGAACGAAGGAAUCGAGUGAGAGUAUUAUAUUUACAUAAAAAUAGUUUUAGUUAGGAAUAUUGGUGCAUUUCAAAUGUUUAUACAAGUUUAAGCUAAUUUUAUACUCGUUAAAUAUUAAAAAAAAAAUAAGACGAGAUUCAUACAGCGUUUAUUAUAAAUAACGAAAUAAAUAGUUAAUUCAGAACCAUUCGAUAGUAAUGGAACAACAAUCGCUACUCGAGCUAUCGUAAGUUCUGAAUCUCGAGUAGGUAUGAACGAAAUAAAUCUGAAUAAAAGUUCAUUGACCCCGCAAUAAUUUCACUACUUGUCACGUGUCAUUUUAUGACAUUCGCCCCGGCUUGCGACUUGGUCGCCAUUUUGUUUUAUGCCAAACAUAGGUAAUUCGGAUUUUUUCACUUCACUGUCGGUUGAUUUAUUAUAGUCUUUUUCACCUGAUUCCUAUGAUAUAGUCAAAUUUUGGCGAAUUUUCCGUACGACGCUUAACUCCGCAAAUAUUUUGAAAAAUCCUUGACUUUAUUGUAAAUAUCAUGAAAAUUUAAACUACCUCUUAAAAUAAGUAGCAAAAUCAGUGUUUAUUAAUUACCUAAAUUUUAAUUAUUGAAUAUAAUAGAAAAAUAAUUUUAAUUAAUAAAGUAUGAAAUGUGUUAAACGAAACAAUAGUGAUGGUUAACAUUGUCAGCUUAAAAAUUACAUAAAGAUGCACUUUAAACAGUCACGCACCGGUUACAUGUAGGUACACUAUUAAGCAAACGCCGAUGGUAGUACAAUUUCAUCUGAAACAGACGAUUAACAAAGAAACAAUAUUUUGGUUUAUAAAUUUUAUUUUACCACAUAAAUAUCACAUUUAAUACUUUUAACCAUUCCAUAGUCCUGACAAGGAACCUUUACACUUGUUUCGUCAUGCCCGUGUGUCUCUUAGAAAAAAUCAAUUUUUCUAUAUCGACUUCCACCACUGAGCUUUUCAUUAAUGCUUUUCAUCAAAGUCAAUGACCUUUUAUUUAGCGAUAUCUUUUUACUUUUAAAUAUUUUUGUGCUUCUAACAGGAAUUGAAAUUUUUGCCUUUAUUUGUAAGAAAAUAGGUGAAUUUCAAUACUUUUGGUGCAUGGAGACUAUUACACAGCGCCGCUCGAGAACAUUAUGGAGUAGUUAUUAUAAACUGUACGGCUAGCACGAAAAACUUUCGAGUUCGAAUCGUUUGCGUAUUCGAAUUGCCAUCAAAAGAUUUAGUUCAAAAACUACAACAGCGCCCUUGUGAACGUGUCGUAAAGUGAACUUAGUAUGAAAAAUGGUGGCACGGAACUUAUAUUGAGCAUCAAAAUUGUCACGUUAUCUUUUAAUUAGAAGGUUGUGUAUCGAAUUUUGUUGAAUACGCAAACGAUUCGAAGACGAAAGUUGUUCAUGCUAUAGUCUGGUUGCCGAGCACGUAGAAUUUUGCCAAUGACCCCAAGAUACCCAUCCUUAGGGUCAUUGGACAAAAUUUUACGUGCUCAGAGACAGGGCUUUAGAGGUAGGUACUGCUGUUGUUUGUUAAAUGUUUUUUAAAAUGACAAAUUUUAUGUAAAUUGUUGAGUUUAUAUUAUAUUUAUAUAAUUUUAAAAUGAAUUUAUGUAUUAACAUUUUUUGUGUCCUUGAAUGUUUCGCCGAUGAAAUGUGUGGAAUGUGGAUAUUAUUAGAUACAAACAAGUGAAUAUCUUGAAGGAUUAACAUGAUUUGAAAAAAAAAAAACGAAAUCCUCGAUUGAUUCGGGAGUCGGGACCCACAAGUAUUUUAAUAAGUAUGUAUGGUUACAUAUUUUGUAAGUUUUUUUUACGUAUUUUAACAGAAUGGAUUCUGUAACCUAACCUUUAAAAUAAGCUAACAAAGACAUCGCCUGGAUUGUAUUUGGAAAUAAUAAUAAUACUUUCAAAGUAAUAUUUUAGGCCUUUGGAUGUCAAAUUUAUCAAGAUUUAACAAGUGUUAACUAAAUCUACACAAUUAUUAGUGCCUUUAUUUGAUAUCAAUUCUGUAAAUAAACUUCACAUAUCAUACUUACCUACAUAAUUGCCUAAACGCUUUUAUGGAGAACUUUAAGACCGUGUCAAUUAAAGGAAUCUCGGCUCCAUUGCACAUAUUUUUCUUAAAUCAUGAUCGUAAUAAAUAAACAAA